AUGCAACAGUCAUCAUGCUUUCCUGAACAGAAAGCGGAAACAAAAGAAAGAAAAAAAAAAUCUACACACCCUGGGUGAGUGAGUGAGCGGCUGUAUGAAAUAGAAAAGGUCUGGUUGCGUUACGUGGACCGUCGGAAAUAGCAACGAGGAGUCACCGAAAGGUACGCCAGGGUAUCGGGCAUUAACUAUGGCGUUGAAAAGAAUACAGAAGGAGUUGAAUGAUUUGCAACGUGAUCCACCAGCACAGUGUUCAGCAGGACCAGUGGGAGAUGACUUGUUUCACUGGCAAGCAACAAUUAUGGGACCGAGUGAUAGUGCCUAUCAAGGAGGAGUGUUUUUUUUGACAAUACAUUUUCCAACGGAUUAUCCUUUUAAACCUCCAAAGGUAGCUUUCACAACAAAAAUAUACCACCCUAACAUAAACAGUAAUGGAAGUAUUUGUUUGGAUAUUUUGAGAUCACAGUGGUCACCUGCAUUAACAGUAUCAAAAGUUUUAUUGUCCAUAUGUUCGUUGCUUUGUGAUCCCAACCCAGAUGACCCCUUAGUACCAGAUAUAGCACACAUUUACAAAUCAGAUAAAGAAAAAUAUAACAGACUAGCAAGAGAAUGGACCCAAAAGUAUGCAAUGUAAAGGAAACCCAACAGAACUUUUUUUUUUAAA
This is a messenger RNA of Polypterus senegalus (gray bichir), 661 nucleotides long. RefSeq names its product ubiquitin-conjugating enzyme E2D 1b (gene ube2d1b). Bases 188 to 631 code for a protein of 147 amino acids. The transcript has 7 exons. Gene Ontology annotation, cellular component: nucleus. The record is from RefSeq and is a predicted model, not a curated record. NCBI's taxonomy places the organism in Eukaryota, Metazoa, Chordata, Cladistia, Polypteriformes, Polypteridae. Gene Ontology annotation, biological process: ubiquitin-dependent protein catabolic process; protein polyubiquitination. Gene Ontology annotation, molecular function: ubiquitin conjugating enzyme activity.